Messenger RNA from Anastrepha obliqua, 934 nucleotides. It is a transcript of the gene Arv1, whose product is annotated as protein ARV1. Gene Ontology annotation, biological process: intracellular sterol transport; sphingolipid metabolic process; sterol metabolic process. Lineage: Eukaryota; Metazoa; Arthropoda; Insecta; Diptera; Tephritidae. The coding region runs from base 74 to 835 and encodes 253 amino acids. The transcript is spliced from 4 exons. Gene Ontology annotation, cellular component: Golgi apparatus; cortical endoplasmic reticulum. The record is from RefSeq and is a predicted model, not a curated record.
UGUUUAAUAACAUUGAUUAAAUAAAUUUCGGUUAAACUAAAAAACGAUUUUAGAUGUUAAUUAAACUUAAAAAAUGAGGAAAUCAGCCGUACAACAGAAUUGCUCUUCAAAGCAACAAAUAAAAUAUAUUUGCAUUAAUUGUGGUCAUCCUAUAGCCGAGUUGUAUAGAAAAUAUAGCAACACCGCAAUCAAAACAAACAAUUGUGAAAAAUGUCACAAAAUAGCAGACAAAUAUAUCGAGUUUGACACAAUAAUAAUUUUGGUGGACGCGAUGUUGCUGUCACAGGAGUCUUACCGGCAUAUGCUACAUAACCAGAGCUUCAAGUUAAAUUGGAAAUUGUCGCUCGUUCUGCUGCUGCUCGAGUCCUUCGCCUUAUGGCGACAAAAAGAAAGCAUUGCAAGUGUCCAACAGGAUUCGUUACACCAUGCAAUAAUCAGCGAAAAGGGUUUUUAUAUAUGCUGCUUACAAAAUUUAAUUGAUUACCUGAUUAUCACAUUACUUUUGUUGGUUGUGACCUGGGCACAACGACCAUCAAUAAUUGAAUGCACUGGUAUUAGAAAAUUUUCUCUAAUUCUACUGAAAGCCAUCACCAUAGCUAAUUUAUCAAAAAUGUUCUUGUUACCACUGAUAGUAUGGCGUGGAAAUACUACAGAUUUGGGCGCCAACAUACAUCACGUACUUGUGCUGGGUCAUCAUCUAUUAGCGUUAGUGUAUAUUUAUUCUAUAGUAGGUUACUUUAAAAAAACGCAAGCAUUUUUUAUUAUAUUGCCCUCUUUUGUAGCAAAAGAGUAUCUUAAGCGUCACAUUUCUGUGUGCUUAGAAUAUUAUUUUUGAAUAGAAUCAUAAUUAAUUAAAGGGAAAAUGUUUGUAAUUCACCAAAGUAAAUACCCAGUAAAAUAUGUACAUACAUAAUCAGUUAAGUUAUUUUCCAAA